AAAAAAUUAAAAUUUCAAAAAAUAAUAAUUAAAAACUUUAAAUAACUCGAUAAUUAAGCUAUAUUACUAAGAUUGCAAUACAAGAAUGGAUUACGAAUGCGAAAUAAGUCUUCUAAGGAGCAAAAGAAAGCACGUGACAUUAACAAUUCAAGAGAAACUGGAUAUAAUAAAUCUAGUUGAAUCAGGUAGUUGCUCGAGACAAACGAUAGCAAAUAGAUAUGGAAUUGGAAAAUCCACAGUACAUGAUAUUCAUAAACGCAAAGAUAUUCUUAAAAAUUUCGCAAUCCAGAAUUCAACGGAAGUAGCUAAGAGAAGACGAGUAGAUAUUAAACUAGAGAGCAGUAAACCUGAUGAAAGCUAUCUCUAUAAAGAGGAAUCAAAUGGAAUCGUUGAAACACUUGUUGAAAAUUUUGAUCAUGAAGAAUUCGAUUAUAAUGAUGAAGAAUAUGAGAUUGUGUACGAGCCAGUUUUAUGCAAUAGCGAUGAAAUGAUCAACACAAAGCCAAUGAUCGUAACCCCUUUAAAACAUCUUAACGAAAGCAGUGCUAAAAGAAAAUCAAAAACGCUUACAUUAAAGGAGAAACAUGAUAUUCUGAUUCAACUGGAUGAAGGAAAGUCAGUUUCUGCGAUAAUUAAUAAAUAUGGCAUUGGACGGACUACGUUAUAUGAUUUAAAGAAGCAGAAGCAAAAGGUUUUUGAGUAUAUAGAAAAUUCAUCAGGCGAAUCUCGACGUACAUUCAAAAAGUCAAAUUAUCCCGAAAUUGAGGAUGGCUUACUAUAUUGGUGCUAUACACAAGAUGAUUUCACAGAACAAGAGUUUUUCGAAAAGUACAAGCAACUUUUUGUACAAUUAAAGUCGAACAAUUCACGCAUUCAAACUCCUUUUACUGGAAGUUGGUCUUGGUGUAAAAGAUUCUUUGAACGACAUCCAGAAUACAAGAAAAAGUUGACAGCAUCCAGUAAACAUUUGAGAGCUUCAUUUAAGCAAGAAAGUGGAAAUAAGACAAGUGAUAGUGAAAAGUUCUAUAGUGAAACAGAAAGUUUUAUGGACGAUGAGCCAGAUAUCAUUAAAAAUACUCCAAACAAGAAAAAUGUCAAUUAUUUAAGGCUCGAUCAGAAAAUGCAAAUACUUGAUGAAGUCUCUGCUGGAAAGUCAAUUUCAGAUGUGACAACAGACUUUAAUAUCUCAAAAUCAACAGUUUUUGAUAUCAUUAAGAAGGAAAAAGUGAUUCGACAGCAAAGCUCAAACCACGAAAAUGUCUUAAAACGAAAAGUGAUUAAACAGAAGCCUCAGAUAGACAAGCAACUAGUCACUUGGUGUCUAGAUCAAGAAAUCUUCCCAAAUUAUAUUUCAAUUACCAAUAAAGCUUUGGAGCUUUUUGAAUCUAUGGGCAUUAAAGAUUUCAAUCCAACAGGAUGGACCGAAAAGUUCCUCGAAAGAAAUCCUGAAUUAAGUAAAAAGUAUGAAGAAAGCAACACAAAAAGCAGCAGCACAUCAAUAUGUGAAAUUACUGAUGCUGACCAGGAAAAUUCAAUUGAAAAUGUCGAUGAUGAAUCUUUAGAGUUUAUUGAAGCUGAUUUCUUGAAAUCGGACCCAAAAAUCGCCGAGAACGAUGAGUAUGGCAAUGAAUACAUUAUUGAGGAACUAGACGAGAACAAUUUGGAUGAAUUUGAAUCUCAAAAUGGUUACGAGCAGGAACAAAAAGAGACAAAACUAAAAGAUGAAUCAAUCGUGACUGAAGAAGAAGCUUUGAGUAGCUUGAAAGUACUAAUUAAAUAUGCAGAACAGAAAGGACAUGAUGAAAUAUCGCGGCUUCUAUUAGAAUAUCAGGAAAUAAUUGAGGAGGAGAAUCAACGUGUUUCCGAUACUUAAAACUUCAUAUUUUUACUGCAUCAGACUGAAUAGCUUUAAAGAAAUGGAUAUUGUAAAAACUGUGCCAUUUACUGACUUAUAUAAAUUGCCUGUUGACUUACAUUUUAAGGUCAUUUAUCCCAUUUUAUGAUAUUCUUACUUUCUGACUCAUUUUAUGUUCGGCAAUUUAGGUAAAUUGUUUCGGUAUCGCUCGCAUGUUUCACACGUUUCUUGAAGUAUUGAAGCAAUUUUUUUUUAUCAUUUCACUUUCGUUCUGUUGUCUCGUGGUCA
Molecule: messenger RNA, 2143 nt
Organism: Chironomus riparius
Lineage: Eukaryota; Metazoa; Arthropoda; Insecta; Diptera; Chironomidae
Source: the annotation of a GenBank genome assembly